AUGGAAAAGGUGUUGAUGUUACCAGCAAGCAGCUACGCAAAGAUCUCGCCAAAGCAUCCACUCGAUGUAAAUACGAACAGUGCUGAUGAUGAUGACUAUAAUGAAAUGCUUUGGAUUGGAGGGAGGCAAGCUGGCUAUCUGGGCUGGACGUGGUCUGACGAGCGACCCUUUUCUUACACUAAUUGGGACCAUGGAGAGCCAAAUAAUAAAGGUGGAAAUGAGCAAUGUUUGCAGUAUGACAUGUUACGCAAUCAGGUGCUGUACUUCCGGUCUAUGCGUGACUCGUCACCCGGUACUGCAUCCAUACCCUGGAUGUUCAACGGUCUUGAGUUUAUAACGGGUAUGGAGCCAACAACAGAACCGAAGAAGUGGAAUGAUGUCAGCUGCGACAGAAAGAUGAGAGCGUUUGUGUGUAAAAAAUAA
Messenger RNA from Ostertagia ostertagi, 423 nucleotides. The record is from the annotation of a GenBank genome assembly. NCBI's taxonomy places the organism in Eukaryota, Metazoa, Nematoda, Chromadorea, Rhabditida, Trichostrongylidae.